Sinocyclocheilus grahami is the source of this 1936-nucleotide messenger RNA. RefSeq names its product acyl-CoA-binding domain-containing protein 5A-like. The transcript is spliced from 9 exons. Lineage: Eukaryota; Metazoa; Chordata; Actinopteri; Cypriniformes; Cyprinidae. The annotation marks the transcript as partial. The record is from RefSeq and is a predicted model, not a curated record.
AAUUCAUUAACUAAUUACCCCUUUGUUUCAUGUCCAGCCCGCUUGGAAAGAUUUGCUAGGCAACUUGAAGGGUUUGGGAGCAUGCUAACAUCACCACCCAAAAGUGUCACAAAAAGCAUCAUCAGGACGAUGGAGAUGAACGGCAGCCUGGACAGGUACCCCAUCAAAAUAUCAGAAACUCCAAAGGCUAAAUCAAUAGACAUGGAAGACGGAGAAGAUGAUAAUGAGGAGGAAGAGGAGGAGAAAGAUGAAGAAGAGGAGGUUAAAGAGGUGAAAAAAGCCUCACAACUGAAGAAAAGGGCUUCUGCAGGAAGACAUAAAGGACGGGUAUCUAAUGGGAGUAUCAGCCAACAUAAAGUCCUUGCCAAUGGAACGCACGGGUCUAAGUCUGAUCUGAACAGGCAGGAGUCAGAAGAAGACUCGAAAAGCUUUAACCAUGAUAGAGACGUCAUAGAGCUGAAUGGACACAUCAAAGAUGAGGAGAAGGACAUUGGGGAAGAUGUGUCCACUUCUCACCAUGUGGCCAGUGAUUCGGACAGCGAGGUGUACUGUGACUCCAUCGACCAGUUUGGUGCAGAAGAGGGAUCUGAGCUACAUGUCAGCCACUCACUGGUCGUGGCCGAGGAGAGCCACAGCACACUAUCCUCCACAGGAGAGAUCAGAUCACAAGAGGAACUGCUGGGACAGGAGGAAGGCAUGCAGCACGGCGGAGAAGACGGACCGAGCAGUAGAGGUGGUUCUCGGAGGCAGGGACUUCCUGCGAAUAGAAGUGACAGUUCUAUGGUCAGGAGGGGAAGAGGGUCCAGGUCACCUGCCUUUGGCUCGGGGUCAGCGGGACCGCAGCAGGGCAGUGGGGGAGAUGGGGAACGCUCGGGGACGGAUGGAUCGGCAACACAGAAUCUAAAUGAACAGAUAAUCUGUGCUCUGGCCAGACUGCAGGACGACAUGCAGAGCGUGUUAGAGAGGCUACAGACGCUGGAAGCUCUCACAGCCUCGCAGGCCCGAUCCUUGGCGCUGUCUUCAGACUACCUGUCACCACCUGCAAAUAAAACGAAGAAGAAGCCAUCCUGGUGGCCUUUUGAUGCAUCUCCUGGAACUGUGGCCUUUGCUGUCAUCUGGCCAUUUGUGGUGCAGUGGCUCAUCCGUCUGUAUGUGCAGCGCAGGAGAAGAAGAAUCAACUGAAAGGAAUCGACGGAUGGUUCGACACCUCUGCAGACCCAGAGGCCAGCCGUGGAGGGGGGUGUUUCUCAGCCUGUCCCGUGAUCUCUAACUCCUGCUUUUGCACUAUGAUAACAACUCUAAGAAUUAGCAAAUGGAAAGACAGAGUGAAUGUACGGCGAUGCAGCUUAUCACAAGCUUUUUUGUGCUAAGUCAGAAAUCCCCAAUUUCAGUAAUUAAAAGUAGAAUUUUCGUAGUAGUUAUGAAAAUCCUGUUAAUAGAAAUCCAUUAAGGCCAUUAUAAUAACUUACAUGUCAAGUAUAUAAUCAUUCAGUGUUCUGCACACAUAGCUGCUAUCUGUCAUUUAAUAAUGUAGCAAAGUGGAAGAUGCACUGGUGAUUUCAGCUUGAAUAUCUCUCUGAUUCUUACCGUGUUUGACAUAAAAGAGCCCAUAUUUGGGGUUUGAACCGUAAUGGGAAUAAAUCAGGACUCCCCAAAUUGUCGGAGUUUGUAGGAGUAAGCUUUUUAAAUGUACAUAAAUAUCUAGACUUGGCGUUUGCUCAAAUGAGCUGUGGUGCUCUUCAAAGCCAUAACGAAAAAAACAUGCAUAUUAAACUGACCCUUUGCUUUGGAAAUCUGAGAAAAGAGUCAGAAGGCAAAUUACGUUCUUCAUCCAUUCAACAUCCCAUCAUGAUGCCUGCAAAGAUCUGACCUAUUUGAUAGGGCUGUGCAAUUAAUCGCAUGUGAUUGUUAUGUGCAUCUCAUCAGUAAAGCCGGU